AUGCAUUAUAUACGGCUUCUCCGAGCCCCGAAGCUCACGUACCAGAAAGAGAAGAAGAACCCAUGGUCUCUCAAUGUCGUUCUCACCGUCACAACCGACCUUGGCGAUUCGUUCCUCGCUCAUGACGAGCCGGUCCCUAUCAAGAUCAAGCUCGGCUGGGAACACCCGCCGGGGAAAUGCCAAAAGCAAAAGCCGAUGACUCUCGCUGGAGAGAAGCUGCUUCAGUGGACUUCCGGCAUGCGUAUCAUGAAAGCCGAUUUCCCGGCUCAACACCUCAAGCCAGAGUUCAACUGCGAAACACCUCUGAGAGUGCACAUCGAAGCUGGCUCGGGACGGUCUGCUGAGACUGCAGCGGACAUCGCGAUGGCCGGACUCAACGGCGAAGAGGGGAAGAUUGUGCCGCUUUGGGCGGACGUCGAUGUACCUGUCACGUGGCCGAUCGGAUCCAACAAGGAAUCUCCCAGGGCGCCGACGACGUGUUUCCGACGAUUACGACUUGGCAGUGAGCCGCUGCCGUGCAUCGAAGUGGAAGAAGACAUUGGCGAGAGCAUCGCCCGUCAUGUAUGGGAUGCAGGAAUGGUGGUCGUUUCGAGGUUAUGGCUGCUCUGCAAUGGAGACUCGGGCCUGGCUGCUGGGCACCCUCUGGCGAUGCGUACGCUGCAAUCGUUACUUUUGGACAACAAACCUCUCAACAUCCUCGAGCUCGGAUGUGGCGUUGGAAUCUUUGGAAUCGGGUUGACGCAUAUGAUCCGUCGCGAAGGCGGGCUCGGCUACGGACCCAAGGUUGACAUUGUUAUGACCGACCUCCCUGAGGCCGAGGAACGAGUCCUGUCCAACCUCGAUAUCAUGGCCAGAACGAGCGGUAGCAGGAUCGAACCGCGGUUUGAAGACCUCGACUGGGAUUAUGGGCGAGAUAUGGGUUUCGGAAGGUCUGUUGAAGCCGAGUUUUGGGACUUGGUGGUCCUCAGCGACUGCACCUACAACGUCGACGCGUUGCCCGCUCUCAUCGAUACUUGGACGGCCAUCCAUAAGCAGAACAACGCAAUGAAAGAGAGGACCGAGGAGGUCGUGACCCGGGUCUUGGUGGCGAUGAAGGUCCGCCACGCUGACGAAGACCGUCUUUGGGAGCUUAUCAAGAAGGAUGGUUGGACUGUGGCCGAACAGGCCGCGAUACCGUUGCCGAUGUUGGGUGGAGAGCCACAGGAGAUACUCUUGUAUCUUUUCGAAAACAGACGCAAAAUGCUGCCGCCGGGCCAUGUCUGCUGA
This is a messenger RNA of Colletotrichum karsti, 1266 nucleotides long. RefSeq lists its product as uncharacterized. The record is from RefSeq and is a predicted model, not a curated record. The coding region runs from base 1 to 1266 and encodes 421 amino acids. NCBI's taxonomy places the organism in Eukaryota, Fungi, Ascomycota, Sordariomycetes, Glomerellales, Glomerellaceae. The transcript has a single exon.